AUGGAUCCCAAGCACUCCGUCGCCUAUGCUGGACCCGGCAAUCACGCCAGCCAGUUCCCUGAGAACCAGAUGCCCAACAUGAUGGGCAGCGUUGACGCUUUGAAUGGUGCUAUCGGUCAGUUUCAAAACAUGACCUUGGGCAACGGCAUGUCCCACAACGUUGGCGGUAUGGGACAAAUGGCUACCGGCCAUCCGUACAUGAUUCCCCAGGACUACAUUCUGGCUCCUCAUCUGCCUUCUGCCCUCGGUAUGGACCACCUCUCCCAGGGUCCGUACGGACCAAGUGGCUACUUGGCUGCUCCUGGACAGUUCAGUCCCUACGUCCCCUACCCCAUGAUGCCCUUCACCCCCGGUCGCGCUGUGAGUGGCAACUCGGCUCUCCAGGACCGCACCAACCGCGGCCACAACGACGUGCCAGGUCUUGAGAAUCGUCGUCACAGUGGCGGUUCUUACACCACCACCGAAUCUGCCCCUACGACCCCUUUCUACAGCGGCGCCGGUAAGAAUGACAAGGGCCCCCGCGUUGCUGCCCUUGAUCGUUCAACCUACACCACGCCUUCUCCCCAGCAGCUUGUCGGCGGCAACAUCUUUGUCGAACCUGCUGCCAAGCACGGCGUCAUCACGAUCCCAGUCGACCGCAACUUGGAGGAGAUCCUCAAGCAGGACCCUCCCGUCCCCAAGGCCGUUCCUGCCGUCUUCACCCCUGCCACCCAGAUGAAGACCCUGGAUCAGAGUUUGGAGAAUAGGAUCCCGGGCAACCGCAAUGUUUACAUUCGCGGUCUUCAUCCGACUACUGAUGAUGAGCUCUUGUACCGCUUCGCUUCCCGAUUUGGCGAGGUGGAGACAUCCAAAGCCAUCAUUGACACGUCCACUGGUGCUUGCAAAGGGUUUGGCUUUGCCAAAUUCUUCGACGUCCGCGACUCGGAGAUGUGCAUCCGGGGCUUCCAUCGUCUCGGAUACGAGGUUGGCUUUGCUCGCGAAUCUUUCAACUCUCGCCUCAAGGCCGAGGGCGAUGAGGGUUCGACCAACCUCUACAUCUCCAACCUCCCCAAGAGCCUGACAGAGAAUCUCCAGGAUCUCGGCGAUAUUUUCAGAGGCUACCACAUUAUGUCGUCCAAGAUCCUGCGUGAUAGCAUGGGCAACAGCCGUGGUGUUGGCUUCGCUCGUUUCGAAUCCCGCGAUGUUUGCGAUGCCGUCAUUAAGCAGUUCAACGGCAUCCCCAUCGGCGAGGAGGGCAUGGUGAUGAACAUUCGCUAUGCCGACACUGCUGGUCAAAAGGAACUCAAGCGGGUCACUGCUGAGCGCCGCCAGUUCCGUACCAACGAGUACAACAUCGGCGCCUACGGUACUCCCUUGGUUGGCAUCCAGCCCAACAUGUACAACCAGCCGGCCUGGAAGCGUGCUCUGCAUUCCACACCGAACAGCUACGCCCCUCGUUCCAUGACUGGCGGUCUCGAUCGAAUGGGCAAGGGGGUCAAGUCUGAUGACUACCAGGCGGGCACUGUUCAGGGAAAUACCCAAUCACCCGCGGAGACUACCGUUGCCGAGAUCUCGUCCGACGACAGUGACGAAGGCGUGACUAUCCACGCCGACUCGACCACGCCCAUCAUUGUCAGCACCCAGUCGUCCCCGAUUUGCAAGAAGGAGAAAAAGUGA
This is a messenger RNA of Colletotrichum fioriniae, 1656 nucleotides long. The record is from RefSeq and is a predicted model, not a curated record. Lineage: Eukaryota; Fungi; Ascomycota; Sordariomycetes; Glomerellales; Glomerellaceae.